Molecule: messenger RNA, 1279 nt
Organism: Hippoglossus stenolepis (Pacific halibut)
Lineage: Eukaryota; Metazoa; Chordata; Actinopteri; Pleuronectiformes; Pleuronectidae
Exons: 4
Coding region: 108-1004 (298 amino acids)
Biological process (GO): mitochondrial ATP transmembrane transport; mitochondrial ADP transmembrane transport
Cellular component (GO): mitochondrial inner membrane
Molecular function (GO): ATP:ADP antiporter activity
Source: RefSeq, a predicted model, not a curated record
AGCUGAACAAUCGGCCAUUUCGUCGGUGCAGGCCAUCAUCUGUAGAGGGCAGUGGGGAUACGUUGAAUUUACUGGUUCCUUGAGCAGCACAUCGACAAAAUCGCAACAUGAAUGAGACGGCAGUCUCCUUCGCCAAGGACUUCUUGGCCGGUGGCAUCUCCGCCGCCAUCUCCAAAACAGCGGUCGCCCCCAUCGAGAGAGUGAAGCUGCUCCUUCAGGUCCAACAUGCCAGUAAGCAGAUCACUGCAGAUAUGCAGUACAAGGGCAUUAUCGACUGCGUGGUCCGUAUCCCCAAGGAGCAGGGAUUCCUUUCCUUCUGGAGAGGUAACCUUGCCAAUGUCAUCAGAUACUUCCCCACCCAGGCCCUCAACUUCGCCUUCAAGGACAAGUACAAGAAGAUCUUCCUUGAUGGCGUCGACAAGCGCACCCAGUUCUGGAGGUACUUCGCCGGUAACCUGGCCUCCGGCGGUGCUGCUGGAGCCACCUCUCUGUGUUUCGUGUACCCCCUUGACUUCGCCCGUACCCGUCUCGCCGCCGAUGUGGGAAAGGCCGGAGCAGGGAGAGAGUUCAACGGUCUGGGUGACUGCCUGGCAAAGAUCUUCAGGUCUGAUGGUCUCAGGGGCUUGUACCAGGGCUUCAAUGUGUCUGUGCAGGGCAUCAUCAUCUACAGAGCUGCAUACUUCGGCAUCUACGACACCGCUAAGGGUAUGCUCCCAGAUUCCCAGAAAGGCAGCAUAUUGGUGAGCUGGAUGAUUGCUCAGUCUGUGACAGCUGUCGCUGGUCUGACUUCAUACCCCUUCGACACAGUCCGUAGACGUAUGAUGAUGCAGUCUGGACGCAAAGGAGCUGACAUCAUGUACACCGGGACCAUGGACUGCUGGCGCAAGAUCGCACGGGACGAGGGUGGCAAAGCUUUCUUCAAGGGAGCCUUGUCCAACGUGCUCCGAGGCAUGGGCGGCGCCUUUGUGCUGGUUCUGUACGAUGAGCUGAAGAAAGUCAUCUAAAUCCUUCAUGUUGUCACAUCCACUGUUCAAUUCGGCUAAAUGUAAUAACUUACCAUUUCUAUGGACUCAGCGUUCUGCCUUAUUUAUGGGAACAAACUAUAGUGUCUCACCACUAGCUGUGGGCGAUGGCUGUAUGUUGUGCAUCUUUUAUGAUUUUAAACGUUCCGCACCCUCUUUACCAAUGUCAUUCCUGUAAGAACUGAUACCUCCUCCUGUCAUUCACUAGGUUUGUAUGGUCCCAAUUCGAAUAAAUUUAUUCUGGGGAACAAACUGAA